CAGCCAGGCGAGCAAAAGCAGCUCCAUAAAUGGAGAGGGAGAAAAAACUUGUUUGAUCUGCGGCUGGGCCUGUUUCGUGAAUUCUGUCUGUCGCCUGUCGACUCGUCGAGUGCACUUGAAGCGUUCAGUGACGAGAAAAGAAGUGACUUUGCACCGCACCGCCGAUUUUACCGGCCAAUUUUAAUUUUGCCGAGCGCACGAAUUUGCAGCAAACUCCGGCGUGUCUCGUUCGGUGCGUCUCGUGUGGGGCCUUAAAGUGGGCCGUCUCGGCGGGGCCAGCGAGUGACCCAAAUGCCCUGACCGGACGACACCCCCUCGACGGACUGGCGAACACCAUGGAGCUACUUUACGUCGACGAACGGGAGGAUGUGCAGAAAAAGACGUUUGCCAAAUGGAUGAACUCCUACUUGGCAAAGGGAGGUCAACCUUUAGUCAACGACCUCUUCAUUGACCUGCGUGAUGGAACACGGCUGCUCUCGCUGCUGGAAAUCCUCACAGGCAGGGAAUAUAGACGAGAGCGAGGUCGUAUGCGAGUACAUCAUUUGAACAAUGUCAACAAAGCGUUGCAAAUUUUGGAGCACAAUAAUGUUAAACUUGUGAACAUCAGCAGCAAUGACAUUGUUGAUGGAAAUUCUAAAUUGAUUUUGGGUCUCGUCUGGAGUAUUAUUCUUCACUGGCAGGUUCAAAUGAAUUUGAAAACCCUGAUGUCAGAGCUGCAGCAAACCAACCUGGAGAAGACACUCCUGGCGUGGUGUCGACAGCACACCAAGGACUAUGACCUGGACAUACGAAACUUCACUACCAGCUGGUCUGAUGGUCUGGCCUUCACCGCUAUCCUCCACAAGCACCGUCCACACCUUUUCAACUUCGAAAACGUCAAAAGCAUGCACCAAAACGCAAGACUUGAACACGCCUUCAAAUUGGCCCAGUCCGAACUGGGAAUCGAAAGACUGCUUGAUCCUGAAGAUGUCAAUACGGCUGUGCCAGACAAGAAAAGCAUAAUGAUGUAUGUGAUGUGCUUGUUUCAAUCAUUGCCGCACUCGGAAAUGCAGGCAGCCAAUCUGGAACAGGACCUUUUAUCACCCUCGAGCCCUUUAACACCAAGGGCUGAGGUUGUGUCCAUCACGCAGACUUCCACAUUUCAGUUUAAUGUUUCCCUACCUGUGCCUUCCCGAGCUGGAGAGGAGUAUGAGGCAGAUAUGGGUGGUGCGUCUCGGCCUCUGAGCCUCAUCACCAACGCUUCUGUGGAAAUCGGGAGCUACCAAACAGCCCUUGAAGAUGUCCUAACGUGGCUCCUGGCAGCUGAAGACUCUCUUGGAAAUGGAGAUGCAAACACGGCGAUUGACUCUGCCGACGCCUUGGCAGUAGCCAAAGAAAAAUUCCACUCACAUGAAGCAUUUUUGCAGCAACUUGCGGAUCACCAGAGUUCCGUUGGUGCUGUUUUGACCGAGGGUGCCAGGUUGAUUCAAGAGGGAAUUUUGCAGCCUGACGAAGAAGCAGAGAUAAAAAUUCAGAUAAGGUUGCUAAAUUCAAGGUGGGAAGCGCUCCGGUUGAAAGCAAUGAAAAUUCAGACUGAGACACAUGAGACUUUAAUGAAGGCCCAACAAAAUCAACUGGAUUCUCUGCGAUCUUGGCUGACAGAUGCUGAGGACCGGAUUUCUCGAAUGGACGCCAGCAAAGGACAGCCAGGAAAAGUCAAUCCUGCUCAUAUCAAUAGACUGAAAAACUGUCUUGGCGCCCUGCAGCGAGAUCUAGAAACAAAGCAGCCUGUUGUUGAUUCACUUUCCACAAUGGUUGUUGUUGUGGAUGACGGAUCAUCUGCUGAUGACACUGCUUAUGCACAACUUGAAGAUCAGCUGGCAGCUCUAGGUGAGCGCUGGGCCCACAUUUGCAACUGGGCAGAGCAACGAGGCGCUCGACUUGACUUGCUUUCUUCCAAAUGGGAAAACUUGCAGCGUGAGCAAGACACCAUUGGCAGCUGGAUGCAGCAAACGGAGACCACAUUGAAGCACAUGGAGGCUAAUCCAAGUGACGACUUGGCCACACUGACCCAAAGGAUUAAUAAUCUGCAGGUUCUGAAAGCUGAAAUGAACCAACAAAAAGAGCACCUACAGUCGCUGCACCAAAUGCUCAGUUCCCUGUGCAAUAACAACAAAGUUGGUGAACCUGCAAUGUGGGAAUUGCUGGAUGAGGACAGUGAUUUGGUACGUAAGGCAGCAGACAAUGCGGAAAUGCUACAAGACCGAUUUGAGGCUCUCACGUCAAUAAUGGAUGUUCAAGCUCGAAGAGUCGCUGAUGCUGGAUUUGAUCAAUCAACACUUAUGGAAACGGAAACAAAAUCUGAAUCACCACCAGACAGUCCUUCUAGCUCCGAUCUUACUUGGCCCACAGCAAGGGAGUCUACUUCUCAACAAGAAUCUGGUGUAGCGAAGAGAAGAAGAAUUGGUUCUGCAACCCAGCGUGAAUUUAACACAAACCUGAGGCAGUUUGAAGCUUGGCUCCAACACGCAGAAUCUAUGCUCGAAACUCCUGAGGAUGGGGAGGAAGGCCCAUUUGAUGGUUUGAGUGUCGAUGAGCAGCUAGUGCUUUAUGAAGAUCUGGAGUCCGAGUUUGAUGAACACAAGAAAGACAUUGAAAAGUUGAAUCAACUUGCCCAGCAGCUUGAGGACACCACCCAAUUGGAGAAACUUGAAAUCUUAAGUGAAAAAUGGGAUAGACUGACCGCUGUUUCCAUGAUUUCAAGAAAAGAUGCAAUUGAUUUCCUUCUCCAGAGGCGGCAUCUUAAUUCUGAGCUUGGUGCUCUUAACACGAUUUUACAAGGGUACAGCAAAUGGCUUGAAAAUGAAACAACAGGAGCUGGACCUCAUUCUCCUGUAGAGCAGUGCCGGGUCAAAAUCAAAUCUAUGAAGUCGCAUGAAGACAGAGUGGCCAAGAUGAGACAGCAGGCGUCCGAGGUGUCUCAGCACCAUGCAGCUGACAUUUACGACAGAGCUGAAGUUGCAAGAGAGGGGGAGCAGUUUUAUGAGUGCUGGGAAUUUGUAAUGAUGGGCCUGCAAAGAAAAUUGGAAGAUUUGUUAGCUGAACAAAGUAAAGGACCAUCAGAGGAGUUUCUGAAAGAGCUACAAGAUUUAUUGAACUGGUUGCGUGCUUCUGAGUUAGCCUUGCAGGAUGACAGUCUUGCCCCUCAGCAGCAACAGGCCCAAUUAAAUGAAAUGCAGUCAGGCUUGAAAGAAAGACACGAAAAAUUUGAAAUCAUCAAUUCGACUGGGCAUGAGUGUGUUAGUUACACUGCCGAGUCCUUUUCCAAAGAGUCUUUGAGGCAGCAGCUGCAAGAGCUCAACACUCGCUGGAGCGACCUGCCUGUAAUAAUUGAAGAGAAAACGGCAAAAGUGCAAUCUAUGGUCGAGUCAUGGUCGUCUAUGAAAGAGCAGAUAAAUGUGUUGGAAAACUGGCUGAAAGAAGUCAAAAUCUUUGUGGAAGCCGAGGAAGCUAUGGCUGUUGGAGAGCCAGAGACGUUGAAAGCUCAGCUACAGCAAUUUUCUGGGUUGGCAGAAGAUGUCAAAGUCAUGCAACCGAAGUUUGCCACACUUGAACUAAGCGCCAAGAAAAUUCUUGGCCUAUCUUCUACUGAUGGCGAACCAUUGGAAAAAUCGGACUUGAGAAAACAAGUGAAUGACCUCACUAAAACUUGGAAAGAGUUGUCUUCAAGAACACAUUCCCAAAAUAAGAGGCUGCAGGAUGCACUCACCAAAACCCUGGAUGUGCUUAAGGGCGUUGAUGACCUCGAGCAGUGGCUGCAGGAACUUGAGACUGAAAUUCCUCUUGAAAAGGCGCCAACAGCUUCAUCGUCUGCAGAACUCUUUCGCGUUAAAGGUCAGCUGCAAGUCUUGAAAGACAAAGUGGAUAGCAGAACAGAGCAGUUUAGGACAAUCAACGAAAUAGGAAGUGAAUUGCUUUUAUUGGCCGAAGAAGAAGGAAGUCCUGGGCUUCAUGAGCUGCAGAAACUUUUCACUCAGUUGAAUGCACACUGGUCAACCGUUACUGAAAUUGUCUAUUCCCGAGUGAGGACUUUAAAGGAUGCAUCUCAUAAUUAUGGAGAGUUCAGAGCUCUGGUUGCACAAGAGCGAGAUUGGCUAGACAAAUUGGAGAAGAGGCUCAGAAAAUCACCAAAGUCUGCAGCAGACGCUGAAGAAAUAUCAGAGGAGCUGGAUGAUUUGGAGAAUUACAUUCGAAAUCACCCGGAGGCGCGUCUUGCACGCAUUCAGUGUUUAGCCAAAGAGUUGUCAGACGUGGAUGUGAUGCCUAGCAUCGUGCAGGCCGAAGCUGAGGGUCUGACCGCCCGUUGGAGCCAACUCAGCCAGAAGGCGCGAGAGCGUACCCGAUUGCUCGAAAACUCAAUAAGCGAGGCCCAGAACUGGGAGGCUUGCAUUUUGUCAGCUAUGCAGUGGCUAACUCGCGUGCACACCCUACUAACUGCCAGGGCAGAAGAAGAUCUCACUGCCGCUGAUUUGCCUGAGGAGGAUAAGCAACUUGUGGAAGAAUUUGAAACCCAAAAGACCACACUUAAAGACAUGGAGCAGCAAAUCGAGGCCUAUAACAAUGCUGGCCAAGUUGAAGCAGCAACCAGAUUGCACGAGCAGCUUUCUCUUUUGAAUAGGAGAUUUACUGAAGUCAGGGCUCAAUUUGAUAACUUCCGAGCUGCGGGAAAUGCAAAUCUAGACACUAGACUCACUAGGGCUCUUCGUGAACUACGGACAAUUGAAGAUACCUCUUGCAUAUUAGAACCUUCUUCUGCCGAACCUGACGACCUUGAUGGACAGCUUUCUAACUGCAAUCGCCUCUAUAAUAACUUAAGUGACAUCAAAGCUGAGGUAGAAAGCAUCAUCAAGACUGGCAGGAAGGUGGUGCAAGAAAAUGCCUCACCUGAUCCAGUUGCAUUGUCCUGUAGAUUGGACAACCUUAAAGAACUCUACAAUAAGCUUGGACUGCAAGUAACAGAAAGCAAGGAGUCAUUGAAAAAUGCACUUUCUCAAGCCCGGCAACUUCAGGAACACAUUGCUACUGCUUCUCAAUGGACACAAAAUGUGCAAGAAGCUCUUACAGAUAAUGUGGAAGUGCAAACUUUACAGGAGUUGCGCCUAGAACAGCCACAGAUUGAAGAGACAUUAGCUCGAGCCCAGACCAACCUUGCUACGCUGGCUCCUCUAUUGAGCGACCCAGCUGCCACUGAACCAGCGCAAAAUAAACUGGGAGAGACCAAAAGAGAAGCUGUUUCGAUGAUGAAAACCCUGCAGGAGAGAUUCGGCACACCUAGAGCCAGAUCUUUGGAGAUUGAGGACCAGAUUUUGUCUAAAGAAGGAUCACCUUUAGAGGCAACACCCAUGGAAGCUGAGCAAAUUUCACUUUCUGAUGUUGCUGCUCAGCUGGAGAGUUCUGCAAAUGAACUGGAGCAAUGGCUGCAGGAAGCCGAACAAGGUUUGGCCAGGAUGGACAGCGAAAAGGGAGAAAGGCAGCAUUCUCAGCAUCAGGCUCUAAAAAGGGCCUUGGAUGUCCACCAAUCAACUUACGAAUCAUUGAAAAGUUCAGCAACUGAGCUAAAAGUUUCUGGUGUACAAACUUUGAACAACCUUGAAACCCGAUUGACUCAGUUGAAUCAGCGUUGGACCGUCGUUGCUCAGAGAGUACAGCAAGGUCCGAGCUCCCCGAAGAACCGAAAAUCGGAGACGCUCGAGACCAUCCUCGAUGCUAACGACUUCGGCUUCACCAACCCCAGCUUCAGAGAGUUUUCUCAAAGCAAAAUUUCCAGGCAAAAAAUGCAAACGCCGUCUCAAACUUUCAAUCUGGCAGAAGACAGUUCGCUGUUCUCUGAAGUUUCGGGAGGGAAAGAAAUUUCUGUGUCCACCAGCAAGAUCUCUUUACCUUCAGUAGCCGACCAGUGCCGUGUAGUGGAGGUCAAAGAACUGGAAAUUGUCAAAGGCGUUGCUGCAGGGCCGGUGAUGCGUGUUGAGACAACUUCCCUCAGCAGUCCACAAAGCGUGGAGGUAGUCAAGAUUCCUGCGGACGGAGACACAAUGGAAUCAACUGAAGUCACUGUUACGGUCACGGACACUCGCAAGUCUAUGGAAAAAGCUACCAUCACUACCCUGUCAUCAAGGGAAUUGGUGGUGAAACGACAGGUGGAGGUAACUAAAACGUUCAACAUCGUCGGUAGUGUAGUUGCAACCGAGGAUGCUGAAGAAGACAGUUUCUACGGCUCGGACAAAGAAACCGACGACGUUCCUGUGUUUUCUGAAACAGAAAGCGCUUUGAAUUCAGCGUCGUCCAGUGACGAGAGUUUUGCAGAGUCUGUUCAAGAGGCACCCAUAAGGGUGAUUCAACGCAGUUCCGAGCCAAGAGAAGACUUGAUAGCUGAAAUGAGUGCCCAUGAAAAUGCUGCCAGGAAAAUGUGUGAUCGCAUCAAAGAAGUGCUGUCGACGGGAGACGAGAGUGACAGGCAACAACUGGCUCCUGAUGCAGCCUCCCUCAUAAGUCGCGGUGAUUCUUUGGUCAUGAAGGCGCAUUCAAAGAAUCCAGCUCUGGCUGAGAAUCUGCGACAAGUUCAGGAUUCUUUGCGCUCUCUUUGGAUGGAACUUCGUGGCCUUAGCAGAGAAAGUGACAAAGCAGAAGCCACUAAGCUGGAGGGAUGGCUUGCCGAGUUUACGCAGAGACUGGAACAGGCCAACAAUGACGAAGGGCAGCUGAGAACUUUACAAGCAGAAUUAGCUGCUCAGAGGAAGGACGUUCAAGGUCUGGAUGCAAAGUGGUCGACCGUCCAGAGCAAUUUCCAGCACUACCUAAAGGACAUUGAGAAACCGCAAGAAAAGAGCAUCGAGUCUGGACAAUUGGUUGGUGCUGAGGGUGCUGCCGAGUUCAUUGCAGCUGUGAAAAAGAUCAGAGAAGAAGUUGCAAAAGCAAAUCGCCAGUUGAACACGUACCCACUCAAUGGAAAUGACUACGAAGCGUUCCCUACACAAGAAGAAUAUCUGAAGAAUGUCAAGGACCAGCUUGCUGGUCUUAAAGCUGGAAUGGACGAAAUCGAGUAUGGUAGGGAUGGCACCAUGAGAAGAGCCAGUUUGAACGGAGGAGGUAGAGAGGAAGCCGACAGGGUGCGCAGAGCAGUGGACAAAUUAAGAGAAGAAUGGUCACAAGUACACAGGGCCCUUGCGGAGCGUCACGCUAGGUGGGCAAAGUGCCGAGACGCCUGGCGGAAUCUUCACACCUCCUGCAGAGGCUUCGGUGAGUGGCUGGAUGAAGCCGAGGUCUUCAUGGCCAAUUGGAAAAGUGAAGAAGAAAAUUGUGGGGGAAUCGACCAGUACCCAAUUGCAGAUGCUAAGGCAAAGCAAAAAGAACUUGAAAAGCAGAUUACCACAAAGCACAGGAGUAUGAGCCUGUUGCGCCAGUCGGGUAAAGAAAUUGCUGCAAAAUGCUCGGAGCCUGAUGCCACAAGACUAACAGAUGCUGUGGAAGCUCUGCUCAGACGCUGGCGGAUCCUCCUGGCUGAAAUCACCACCAGAAGGGACAGAAUCGCGGCGAUGGAGGCGGCAAACGCGCCGCAGCCGGGCCCGACGCCGACCGCGUCCCUGCUGAUUCCACCUGCUGCGCCUGGUCUUGUGGCUCGCACGUUUGUCGACUCAUGCGUCACGUGUCUGGAUCAGGUGCGCGCCCUGCUCGCCUCGCCCGCCAACCCUUCUGAUGAAACCUCGCUCGGCGUACGUCUCAGCUCAGUAAAGGCACGAGAAGAGGAGUUGCAGAUGCGGAAAAAGGAACUGGAAGAGCGGAAAAGUUCUCUUGACUCUGAGCAAGUUCGCAGCCUCAGCAUGGCCAUUGACAAGGCGCUCUACAGCCUUGGUGAGCACAGCGGCCAAUUACAAGCGCGAUUAGGUGCGCUGGCCAAAUUUUCAACUCGGCUGCACGACAUCGUUGACUGGAGCAUGGAAACAAAGGGUCGCGUAGCCAUGGCCAGGGCUGACAUUCCACAAAAGGAGAAAGACAGGCUUCUUGAACAGGUUCAUACAUCCGUAGAGGAUAGAGAAGUUGACAUUUUGGAGCUGCUUGAGAAUUUCAACAACCUUGAAAAAGAAUGUGAGGCAGCUAGACAACCUGUGUCAUCAAAUUUGCAUGAAACUGUGCGACGUCUUAGAGAGGAUUGGCAAAACUUGAAGGGACGUCAGUUUGAAUCAGUUGACUCAACAGUGGAGAUGUCCAGACAGCCUCAAUUGCUCACCAGGGCCAGUCCAAUUGGAGCACCUGCUAGUCCGCAACCUGCGAUGAGAGUCCAACGUGAGGGUUCAUUCCGCCGAGGCAGCAGUAGCAGUCAGACGAGCGAGCCGCCGCCCUCGCCCAAAGAACCCUCCGAUGCCCCUCGGGUGCCCCGGCGCAGCUCCAAGUCGCCAGCCAAAGUCCAAACCGAGCAGCUCGCGGCCAGCAGUUCUGGCUCGCCGUCGCCCCCAGUGUCCCCUGCCGCCUCCAGAAGUCCCCCGGCAAGUCCUCUGACCAGCUCAGCGGCAAUUGUCACAGCCUCUGAUAAGGCUAUUCUUCAGAUCCGUGAUUGGCUCACCCUGGAGGAAGCAAUGUUGCGGCAACAGAUCGCAUCAGUCGGCGACGUGACUGACAUCCUGCAGUUGCUAGACAAGCAGAAGAAUGUGUUGCGCGAGUUGGAACAAAAAAAGCCGCAGCUAGAUGAACUGGUGCACACAGCAGAGCACCUCAAAGCGGACUCCAACAGGCAGCAGCUGCACGGCAAAGGUUCGUGGGGUGAGGAAAGCGACUGUUCAACUCCUCUGUAUCAACUCCGCACUUGUAUAAGAGUAACCAAGUUGCGAGAGCACUGGGAGGAGACGAACGCUAAAGUCAUGCAGCGGAAGGCGCAGCUGGACGCGUUGUUGGUGGACAGUCAGCGGUACGACUCGAAGAAACAGGAGGUCGAGUCGUGGCUGGCGCGCAUGGAGAGUCGCAUGGAACGCAUGGGGCCUGUUGGACACACAGCCGACGUUCUUGAAGCGCAAUUACGCGAGCAAAAGUCAUUCCACGCUGAGCUUCACCAGUACAAACACCACAUAGAACUCUUCCAACAACUGACUCAACGCCUAAUUGCUGUCUAUCAGCAGGAUGACACCACUAAAGUCAAGAAAAUGACGGAGCAAGUCAACCAACGAUACGCCAAAUUGAACACCAGCAUUGUGAACCGAGGAAAGAGUUUGAAUUCGGCAAUGAACUCCCUGCAGAACUUUGACCGCUCUCUCGACAAAUUCCACGCUUGGCUCUCAGAGGCGGAAUCUUCCCUGGAAAGUGUAGAGUUGGAGGCAGACCGCCUUGGUGGCCGCAGAGACCCGGCCUCCGUCCGACUACCCCUUCAGCAGCUAAAGGACCUUCAGAGCGAAAUCGAGUGCCACCGCGACGUGUUCUCAUCUCUGAAUGGCGCCGGCCGAAAGCUGCUCGGCUCUCUGGCCAGCCAGGAAGAUGCAGUCAUGCUGCAGAGGCGACUCGACGAGAUGAACCAGAGGUGGAACCACCUAAAGGCCAAAAGUUUAGCAAUAAGAAAUCGUCUGGAAAGCAACGCAGAACACUGGGGAGCCCUACUGUUGUCCCUGCGAGAACUGAUUGAAUGGGUGAUACGCAAGGAUACCGAGCUCAGUGGGCUGGGCCCCCUUUGCGGCGACGUGCCCGGACUGCAGAAGCAGCAGGAUGAGCACCGAGCGUUCAGGCGGCAACUGGAGGAUAAGAGGCCGGUGGUCGAGAGCAACCUGCUCAGCGGCCGUCAGUACAUUGCAAACGAACCUCCCCUUUCGGAUACCAGUGACAGCGAAGUUGGCCGUGAGGUGGACGGAGACUGUCGCGGUUAUCGUUCGGCCGAAGAGCAGGCCCGCGAGUUGACCCGCUCGAUCCGGCGCGAGGUGAGCAAGUUGUCCGAGCAGUGGAACGCGCUGAUCGAUCGUUCAGAUCUCUGGCAGCGACGACUGGCCGACACCAUCAACAAAAUGCGAGGGCUGCAGAAGAGCAUCGAGGAAAUGGGCGCGCGGCUGAACUCGGCCGAAAACCGGCGGCCAGAGUGGAGAAGCCCUGGGGACGCUGGCGAGGCGGCCGAGAUGCUCGACGUCCAGCAGAGCGAGGCUUCCGGCCUCCAGAGGUCACUCGACGAUUGCAACGAUCAGGCGGCCAAUAUGGCGGCAAACGGCAUUCAACUAUCCCAAUCCAGCGUGGCCAGGCUCGAAGACCUCAACACCAGGUGGCGAGCCCUGCAGAGAGCCUCAGACGACCGGAUCCGAAUGCUGGCCCAAGCAGCGCGAGACGGCGCCCCUGCUUCCUCUAGUGCGGCUCCUUCAAGCCUAGCUUACUUAGCAGCCUCCGUGGAGCCACCUUGGGAAAGGGCAGUUACUCCUGCCAAAGUGCCUUAUUACAUCAAUCAUCAAACUGAGACUACUCACUGGGAUCACCCCAAACUUUGCGAGCUGAUGGGCUCCCUAUCGGAACUCAACGAAGUUCGAUUCUCAGCCUACAGGACGGCCAUGAAGCUGCGAACCGUUCAAAAGAGACUCAAUUUGGAUUUGCUGCCAAUGACGACAGCACUGGAGGCUUUCGAUGCUCACGGUCUGAGAGCCCAAAACGACCGGCUGCUGGAUGUGACAGACAUGGCCUCAGUCCUGGGCUCGCUUUACAUCCUAUUGCCGCAAGGAAGCAUGCCCGGGCCUCUGUUUGUUGAUCUCUGCCUCAACUGGCUUCUGAAUGUCUAUGAUAGUCAAAGAACUGGUCAAAUCAGAGUGCUGUCUUUUAAAGUGGGGCUGAUUCUACUUUGCCACGGUCACCUGGAAGAGAAAUAUCGAUAUUUGUUCCGACUUAUUGCGGACCCCAACAGAAUGGCAGAUCAGAGAAAGCUUGGUCUGCUUCUGCAUGACUGCAUCCAAGUUCCAAGACAAUUAGGUGAGGUUGCUGCUUUCGGAGGUUCCAACAUUGAGCCGUCAGUUCGAAGUUGCUUCGAGAAGGCAGGAAAAGACAGACAGUCCAUUGAGGCUGUCCACUUCUUGAACUGGCUCCAGCAAGAGCCGCAGAGUUUGGUUUGGCUGCCUGUGCUCCACAGAAUGGCCGCCGCCGAAACGGCCAAACACCAGGCCAAGUGCAACAUUUGCAAAGAAUAUCCAAUCGUAGGCUUCAGAUAUCGAUGUCUGAAGUGUUUCAACUUUGACAUGUGCCAAACGUGCUUCUUCUCUGGCAAAAAAGCUAAAAACCACAAGCUCACUCAUCCAAUGCAGGAGUACUGCACAGCUACAACAUCAGGAGAAGACGUGCGCGACUUCACCAGGGCGCUGAGAAACAAAUUCAAGUCGAAGCGUUAUUUCAAGAAGCACCCGCGCGUUGGCUACUUGCCUGUGCAGACCGUCCUCGAAGGGGACGCCCUCGAGAGUCCGGCGCCUUCACCACAGCACGCUUCAGCCCUGGGCGGCGCCCACGGAGAAAUGCAUUCCAGGCUGGAAAUGUACGCCUCGAGACUGGCCGAGGUGGAGCUGCGAGGGACAACGCCCUCCGAGAGGGGAACACACCAAAGAAGCAAUUCAACGCCAGACUCUCCUUACAAUUUCAGUGAGGAUGAGCACCAGCUCAUCGCUCAGUACUGCCAAAGUUUAAAUGGAGGCCCUGGAGAGCCAUUGAUCGCUCCGAGAAGUCCAGUCCAGAUUUUGGCUGCAGUUGAUGCUGGACAGAGAGAAGAACUUGAAGCCAUGAUCAGAGAGUUGGAGGAAGAAAACGCCUCUCUUCAGGCCGAGUACGAGAGACUUCGGGCGAGGCAGACGAUCACUCCCGGUUCCACUCCUGGAGACGACGGAUUCGGUCCAGCACCUGGCGCGGACAUGCUGGCGGAGGCAAAACUCCUGCGACAGCACAAAGGCCGCUUGGAGGCGAGAAUGCAGAUUUUAGAGGAUCACAACCGACAACUGGAGGCUCAGCUGCAGAGGCUCAGGCAACUUUUGGACGAACCGAGUGGAAACUCGCCGAGCAAGACGGGCACUCUGCAGACCCGUUCGGUCACUGCCUCUCAACUGGCCACCGACUCCCCUGCCAAAAUGAAUGGCCAUUAUCACGAUGGCAAUGCACGAUGGGAGGGAAGGAACACAAGCAGUCUGGACAGACCACCCCCACCAUCAAUGCCUACCUCUGGCGCACAAGUUGGAAAUCUCUUGCACAUGGCAGGUGACUUGGGCAAAGUGGUGGGCGAACUAGUAAAUGUGAUGACUGAAGAUGAAAGCCAAAGUGAACUUACUAACGAUGCAGUUGAAGGAGAAAUAAGUGUUUCCGAUGUGGCAACCGGCAGCAAGCAACCAGAACAGUAAUAUCAAUUAAUCUAUACUGGAUGAACACUACUUUUUUGCCAAAUAUCAAGCGCAAAAAAACAACUCGAUAACAAAAGCUCUACAAUACACACACACUAUAACAUUAUCCGCAUAUCAAGGCCCAUAUCAAUGAGAUAUUAUCUUACAAGGAAAGAGAAACAAAAUUUGUAGCCCUUGUUGAAUAUCGUAAAGUAACGUUGGUGUGCAAUAAAAAAAAUUAUAAUAAUAUAAUCAAAUAAUAUUGUGGUCAAAUGUCAAAUGAAAGGGUCUAAAAUCUAUAUUAUGGUUUUCUUAUAGGAACUGUAAGUGAUACUAUUUUAUUGGUUAUUGGGAUAAAAAAAUAUCACUGGCUCAUGAAUGCAUAACCAUCUCAUUUUCAAAAACUUCCAUUAGCAUAUCAAUCAAAUACGACUACAGCGACAGAGAGGCAAUAAACUUGGAAACCAGACGCAUUUUAUCAGUUGUGUAAAAGGUGCUUUGUGCAACAUAUCAAAAUUUGGUGUGCUUCUGGGAAAUCUGCUUUCAACUAUACUCACAUCCUCUCUCUUUUUGUAACAAUUUUCUAUAUAAAUAAAUAAUAGCCUUUGUCACAAAAAACAGCAUCAACUUUUUCAAGCAUCUUGAUAUAUAUAAAAGUAGUAAACAAAAACACACUCUUUCUUGCUGUUCUGAGCAGAAAGAAUAGAUGGGAUAAUUGGGACCUCUCUUUCGAUAGAGAUAAUUAAUUACACAAUAUUUUAAGCACAAAAUAAAAACAGCUUCAUCCUAGGUCUUAGGUAAGAAAUAGGUCUGCUCAAACAACCAUGUUGUUCCCAUUAUUUAUGUAAUUUACUGUGUGUUAAUCAACAUAUGAAAAAGAAAUUAAUAUCAUUAGAGGAAUACAAAUUAUACUAAAAAUUGUAUCUCAUCAUUCUCUUCCAAUACGAUAACUGAUGAAUUAAUAAUUGUUAUAAAAAAAAUAAACAUGCAAAUCUCUCAGUCCAUAAAAGUUAUUAUACUAAAUGUUGACUAAAAAAAAUAUGUUAAUUUGGAAAUCCCUGUAGUUGGAAAUCGAUGUCCUUUUCUGACGCGUUGCGAAUAAAAAAGAAUCGGAAUAAUAACGGCAUUUUGCAGCAUUGCUUCACAGCAAUAGAAUAGAUGAUGUUUGUAAAAAAAUGAGUUUUGGUGAAAGGAAUAAUAAAUUGUAAUUAUUGAGGAAAAUUUAGGGGAAGUUUAAGUACUUGUAUUAUUACAAUAAUAAGAAAAAGUAGUGUUGUGAUUGAUCAAAUGAUUUGCUGUGGCUGGAAAUCAAUUUUAAAUCUCAAACCACAUAAUAUUUAUAAAUGUGACACGGAAUAUAUUGUAGUCAUCAGCAGUGACUGGGGUGUGGAAUAACAUUGAAUAUAUGAUGUGGAACACGAUGUGGACGAUAGAAAUACAAUUUUAAUAAAGAAAUGCAGAUGAA
This is a messenger RNA of Neocloeon triangulifer, 13803 nucleotides long. Its product is annotated as dystrophin, isoforms A/C/F/G/H. Gene Ontology annotation, cellular component: plasma membrane. The record is from RefSeq and is a predicted model, not a curated record. Gene Ontology annotation, molecular function: protein binding; zinc ion binding. The transcript is spliced from 61 exons. NCBI's taxonomy places the organism in Eukaryota, Metazoa, Arthropoda, Insecta, Ephemeroptera, Baetidae. Gene Ontology annotation, biological process: synaptic signaling. The coding region runs from base 336 to 12359 and encodes 4007 amino acids.